UCAGUGACAUGGCGGGCUUAUACCUUGCCAUGCUCGGCAUCGCGUUCGCAAUCGUCACUGUCUUCUACUUUGCUCUAGACGACAAGCAACGAGCUCUGCUUUUGAGCAGGUUUGGCCUUGACAGGCAACACAGACUGCCAUGGGCACCCCAAAGAACCCCAUCCCCAGCAACACAUCCUUCCGAGAAACCCACUCUUCCCAUCGGUCAACAGUACAAAGACACUUUUCCCNCUUGCAGACGCUCCGCCCUGGCCGGACUCACCGACACUCGCUUCAGCGUGGGCGGAAAGUCUGGCAAGGGCUUGAGCGAGCUGCCUCACAACACCGACAAGAGUCUUCCAGAUAAUGUCAACGUGCUGGCUUCACAGUACAAGAAACACUCCACGCCCACUGGCUUUACGGUCGAGGAGAUCAAAGCUCUGGGCAAUUUCCCGGAUUAUGCUGCGCUGAGCGGUGUGCCUCUGCCCGCAGCUCGUGCAGACUUUGACAUCAAGACUGCAAUGGCUAGACCCUAUCGUCCUUUUCGCUGGCAAUACCAUCAAACAAUGUCAUACAAANAACUGGAACCGGACUACUGGCUCGAACUCGACAAAGACUAUGCCACACGUAUAAAGCAACGACAAGAUCUCUUCGCCAGCCACGGCACCUCCAUCCUGCAAUCCCUCCCCGGCUCCGAGCUCGCCACAAAAGAAGCCAUGGAAAUGGUGCUCCAAUUCCUGUGCUCGCGCUACCCUCUCCACUUUACCCUCAAUUCUCGCACCUUGACAUUUACCAACAAGAUCCUCGGCACCGAGACCAAUCUGCGUGAAGUUGAUCCCUUGGAGGUGCUGUUGAAUAACGUGCCAGAGGACUUUGCAAUCGUACUCAGGGAUCCAGAGACUGGCGACUAUAGCUUUAGAGCGGGUGUGAUUUGUAGUGCCUUGGGCUGGAGUCUCGGCACAAAAAUUGGCAAAGACCUCAAGGAUAUCCACGCAGAGAUUCCAGACUACAAGGAAAAGAUGGAACUCUCGAUGGACAGUCUCGAGACCGAUAAACCGCUAUUCGCUCCCGUCCUUUCUCGCCCUUUGCCUUCUUCCCCUCCACCUCUUUCGCGUAUAAAUCUGCGAGUGGAUUGGCAAACCCUGCGUCGUCUCCCUCUCUCCGGCGCCAUCGUCUUCAACUACAAAGCCCUGUUUACACCCGUCACUUCUCUAGCCUCUGAACCUUGUAUCCCUGGCUUGCUUGCUAGAGUACUCAAAGAGGGCAAGAGAGAAUUAAUGGAAUAUAAAGGUGUGGACAGUGUAAAGGGAGUUGUGUUGCCUGCGUUGGAGGAAAUGGAUAAGCGGCAACGGCAAACAGGAUUGGUUGAUAAGGAGUGGGAAGUAAGUACUUUGAACGAGUAUCCUUGGUUUCCUGGGUGGGAGGGUAAGUGGCGCAAGGAGCAGGGUGUUUUGAGAGAGAGA
This is a messenger RNA of Aureobasidium uvarum, 1442 nucleotides long. Lineage: Eukaryota; Fungi; Ascomycota; Dothideomycetes; Dothideales; Saccotheciaceae. The record is from the annotation of a GenBank genome assembly.